CAACGGUCACCGCGCGCGCGCUCCCCCAACCUCCACUCGCGGCGUGCACCCACUCACGGUCACCUGCACAGUAAAUACUAACAACUACCACUAACUACUAUCACUACUAAUAACUACCACUUACAACUACUACACACACGGUCACCUGCACAGCAACCACUAACAACUACCACUAACAACUACCACUUACAACUACUACACACACGGUCACCUGCACAGUAACCACUAACAACUACCACUAACUACUAUCACUAACUACUACCACUAUCACUACCAACUACUAACAACUACUACACUCACGGUCACCUUGCACAGUAACCACUAACAACUACCACUAACUACUAUUACUAACUACUACCACUAACUACUACCACUAACAACUACUACACACACGGUCACCUGCACAGUAACCACUAACAACUACCAAUAGCUACUAUUACUAACUACCACUACUAACUACCACGAACAACUACUACACACACGGUCACCUGCACAGUAACCACUAACAACUACCACUAACUACUAUCACUACUACUACUAACAACUACACCUACUACACACACGGUCACCUGCACAGUAACCACUAACUACUACUACCACUACUAACUACUAACUACCACUACUACUAACACACGUUUCACCUGCUCCAGUACCUACACACACGUGUACACUGCCGUGUACACAACACACUUCAAGGGAAGCUCACUCACAUCGCCAUUCUCAGCCUCUCACAACCACGUGGAAGUGAAAGUGGUGAGACAGAGAGAGAACCACCUACAGAGAUCAUCUACGACUUCUCUACGACUGCUACUACUCAUCACAAGCAUGGAGUGCAUGGAUGAGUUUGACCCCGAGGUGCCGCUGCGCGUCACCUACUGCCACACGCUGAGCCAGGAGGAGUUUGAGGAGCAGGCCUCGGCGCACACGAGCGCCGCGCUCGCCGAGCUGAGCCGCACGCUGGCGCAGCAACCGCAGCUGCACGCCCGCACGCUCAGGCGCCGGCGGCAGGAGCAGGCCGAGGAGGCGGGCGUCUUUUCGUUCAUCAAGGCCAAGUUCUACUUGCUGGUUCAAGGGGAGAACAACGAAUGCAGUACCGUGGGCGACGAGGAGCUGCAGAGGGAGAUUGAGGCCCUUCGCGAGAAGAUGAACCGAGCCUUCGAGCACGCGGAAGAGGCCAAGGACGGCAGACGAAGAUUCUCCAAGCGGCUCGCAGAAAAGAAGCAGACGAACUGCAUGCCCCCUCCCCCCACAGCCCUUCCCCCCACAGCCCCUCCCCCCACAGCCCUUCCCCCCACAGCCCUUCCCCCCUUAGCCCCUCCCCCCACAGCCCCUCCCCCACCGCCUCCAGCCCCUCCCCUGCCCAAGGCUCAAGUACCUCUGAGGGAGAGGACCAAUCCCAUGGCGAAUGCAGUUGCUCAGACCCCAGAGCUGCUGAAGAGCUACGGUCUGACGAGCCUCAACAAAAAACGCAGUGUAGGGGACGCAAAGACGUUGUGCAACGCCGGUGAAAGUCUGGCUGUGUGCGCCGCUUCAAACUGGCAAGACGAACUGGUGUCGUCUUUAAAGAGCAAGAGGCUGAAGACAACCGGUGCGGUCAGGUCUCCCGGUGGCACCCCGGCGGAUGCGGCGGUGAAGGGGAGAGACUCCAUUCACAAUAAUAUGUCUCCUGCCUCCACGAUGAAGGCUGCGCUGAUUACCAAGUUCCAAAACGUGUCGUCUCCUGCCAGCUCUGAUCGGUCCUGGUACAGUCUCAACGGCAGCUUCCUGUGAGCCAACACCGCACCGGGCAGCGUCAGGGCUUGGGGCCUCGGGCUGCCGCAUAUUUUUACGCUGUGAUUUGCGUUGAACGGCGUGGAUAUUGCAAAACUAAAAGAGUGCAGCAUCCUCUCGUGUGUUCUAUGGGAUGUGGCUCCAAUCAACUCCGUGUUCUUGAUUUUACUGUAAUGCUGCGCAUAUUCUUAAAGAUGAAUUGAACAUCUGGAUGUAUUUUUUUUAUUCUUUAUAUUUUUUUUGUAACUGUUAAAUUCUGCCAUUACUCUGUGUGUCUUUGUUACAUAAAUGUCGUUUAUAACCGGGGCAAGAAGCCAAAACAGUUAAGUGAGUGAGGAGAGGUAGCCGGGAUAAAAUAAAAAAACUGGAGCAUGCAAAACGUACGUUAACUUGGCUAUAAAGAGGUUUACUUGCCGAUUCGUUCGCAGUUACGUGGGCACUGGGUCAAUUACCCUCAACAAGUCAGGAGCAGCUAACAAUAGAGUCGGUGCAUGACAAAGGCGAGGAUGAAUAUGGUUAUUGCACAACCCAGAUAACCCUCCCAUGGAUUCUUUUUCUUGGGAGACUUGGGUUUGCAGAGGUAAUGGAACCAAAAAAAACAUCCGAAAUUAUCACAGUGCGACCUUCCUAACAUAUCACACGAAACAAUGCAGUCAAUGCAAAAACUCUAUUUCAAAAGUUACAUUUAGAAACCACUAAGUAAAUACAAACGCUUAUAAAUUGUAAGAAUACCCAAAUUAAAUGUAUUCAAAGUAUAUUUGUUUUUUUGUAACACUAUGAACUGGGCAACCUGAGAUUGAUUCCCACUCAUGGCCAACACCAGUGGCGAAUAUCUAAACCGGGUCUAGCCCUCCUCUAGAUCGACUCAGCAUAAAAUGAGUACCUGGUGCUAUGUCUAAACAUCGCUACUAGGUAGACAAAGGCGUGGUGCUGGUCCACCAACCCCCUCGUAUGCCGUGCUAGCCCUCAUAGGUUCUGCUACUCGCUAAUACCACUUGACCCAACAGUCUGUUAAGGCUAUACGGGGUAUCUUUGUCUUGCUGUGCUUAUGUGUUAUUCGAAAGCCUUUUUAGGGGGGGUGCAGGCUGCUGCAUGGAUCCCGUGCAGGAGUAUUUUCUUAAUGCCUGCACCACAUGGUCACGGCAAAUCAAAGACACCAACGUGAAAGAAAUGCCUUGCCAACACUCAUGUUGAUGCGUUGACAUGUGGCCCCUCUGUAUUGUGACCUUGGAAACUCGGGGGGAAGGAGGGUGGGUGCUGGGUGCUGGGUUCCAGGUGUCGGGACCAAUGGUCCUGAUUUGAGUGGGCCAUCAUACCAAAAAGGUUGAGAACCAUUGCUUUUUAACAUUUGUUUGAAAUCACAGUAAAGUCCAUAAAGUGUGUCUGGAUGCAAGGUUUGGUAGUAAAGUUUUUUUUAAUCUUUUUAUAUUACACUGCUAUAUAUAUGUUUAACCGAGUGCUUCAACUGGCCAGAUGGCACUGUGUGGUUCGUGUCCGAUACACGAUGGUGAAGUUGCGAGUUCAGUGUUUCUCUCGGUCCAUCAUCAUCAAAAAACGUAUACCAUUUUGUAGUUGUCCUUCGGAGGAGAGGCUGGACCCAGCAAUAGGAAUGUGGAAUUUCCACCGCCGGCUGAAGGCUACCAGCAGAUGUUAUCACUGCCCUGUGCUCAACUUGCACAUGGGUACACUAUGUAUUUUAACACACCCAUGUUUACUAACCAGCUUCUGCUUAGUUACAUCUCGAAUGUGAUUUGACAUGGCCUCGCAUUUUAUGCAUUGCGAGGGCGUAGUUUCCAUAUAAUUAAUUCUUACACUUUAAAAUGUGUGUAGGAAAUAACGCUGCUUUGUAGCCGUCUAAUUAUGCACGACGUAUUGCAACUAGUGUAGCGUUUAGGCUAUCAAACCGCGUGAGACAACGCAGCAUUAAUUUGUGUAGGAAAAAGUAAAAGCUUUUAGAGUCGAAGUGUGUGCGACUCUACAUCGGCGGUUGGUGGUAAUGUAAAAUACCCUCGUUUCGUAGCUGUGGUUCCGUCACUGCAUAACUCGGGGUAUCUUCAGGCUCCUACAAAUGAAAGCACAUCUGUAACUUUAACCAAAUGAGCCUGGUAUCAGAUGCUUUUUGUUUUUUUUGGAAGUUAAAUGUGAAAUGAUCAGCUGGGGGUGGGGAACAAGACUGGAUAACCAGACCAAAGUACCUUUUUGUAUGAAGCUUGCCUGGGUCACAUUCGAUUUGUGGUCUUAGAACGGCUCGGUGUAACUGGAAUAUAUAAACCCCGUGUCGCUACGGACACAAUCCUGCGAGUGUACCUAGUCUGUCACAGGCUAUAUAUUGCCGUGGCUGUUGGUGUGUAUUGUGUGCUCUUUCUGAGAGCCACGUGAUUAUUUUAGGGUGUACACUCCGGUGGUGACGGUGUCUUCGCGCGUUAUAUUUUUACAUUGUCCAUUUUGGCAUUUUAAGCAGCAACGAAUAACACGUGGAGAGAGUUAAGAGUGUAUAUUGAACUUCUUUGGCACCGUGCUAAUCGGAGGUGCAAGGUGAAUUACUUUGUGGACAGAUUGUGCUUUCCCACCAUAGAAAUGUUGAGAUUUUCACCACUGCCUCAGGACUAUCAAUUUACACAAAACACUACCUCUGUACUCCUUUGAACUGGGAGACACUUGAAAAUUUUACAUUCACAAGGCCAAAUGCACAAGGCAUGAGUUUGUGAACAUUUUUUGCAUGUGGCCAGUGUCAUUAUUUAGACCAGGGAACCCCAUGCAGCCAAAGCACGUCGCAUUCAUCGCCAUCACCUUCAACAGACUUAAUGCAGUGUUGGCCUCGAUGUAACAUUAGCGGAUAUACCGUGUCCUGCAUUUAACGGGUUUUUUUUGGGGUACCACCAAAAACAGAAAAAAAUUGAAAUCUAAAAAUCUCACUCCUGAACCUCAUCAAAUUAACAGAAUCCUCCACGCAGCAGUAAAUUGGCCAACUUUUGGUCUUCAUAGAAAUAACGGGAUGGCUAAGAAAUCAGGAUAUACCAGAUCCACCACGCCCCUGAAUUUCCCCGGUAUUGAGGACACUUGGUGUGAAGAACACUAUCUUCUUCCCACACUAAGGAGACUUCCGUAACACGAGUAGCACACCCACACGCACAAACAUUAUCUGGAAACUGGAUUUAGAAAAUGUGUAAAGUGGGUAUGUAAAGCUCAACGUACAUGCUUCGAAUCACGUGUAAAAUAUAGUAUUUCACACACGAUUGAACAUGCAAUUCAUUGAAAAUUAUGUGAAUCCAUGCAUGCCUAGUGUUGAUUCAGGUGCAUCUUAAAAUAAUCACAUUUACUUAAAAAACUGAAAGUUAUGGUGCCCUACAUACUAUACAUUCCAUGCAUCUGUUGUGUCGAAGUUUUAAAAUGUCUGUCACGUGAAAUUAAAUCUUUAAAGGCU
Messenger RNA from Lethenteron reissneri (Far Eastern brook lamprey), 5194 nucleotides. RefSeq names its product arp2/3 complex-activating protein rickA-like. NCBI's taxonomy places the organism in Eukaryota, Metazoa, Chordata, Hyperoartia, Petromyzontiformes, Petromyzontidae. The record is from RefSeq and is a predicted model, not a curated record.